ACAAAAAAUUAUAUAAUCUCUAAUUAAAACAAUCAUUAUGAGAAUCUUGCACUUACUGAAGUUGCAGACUGCAGGGUUGAAAAAGGGUUAAAUAACUGUGCACAGCUGUUUCCAAUCUUGGAAAGUAGGUCGAAUUUCUUUUUUUUUUUCCCCCAGAAAGAUGACCAUGGCUGCAACUAUCACCGUCACUGCUUUCAGUGGAAGUGAGAAUUCAUCUGUAACAAAUUCACCGAGCUCGACCACAGCCUCCUUCACUGAAAACUACUUUUACUAUGAUUACCCGGAAGAAGGCUUUGGGAGUUGUGUGUAUGAGCGUCAUGGAGCCAGGUUCCUUCCAGCUCUUUACAGCAUUUUCUUCCUCUUCGGCCUUGUUGGUAACACUCUGGUCAUCUGGGUCAUUGCCUGCAGAGUGCGACUUCGCAGCAUGACCGACGUGUGCCUUUUAAACUUGGCUAUUGCCGACCUUCUGCUGGUGUCCUCCCUUCCCUUUCUGGCCCACCAAGCCCAUGACCAGUGGCUGUUCGGAGAUGCCAUGUGCAAAGUGAUCUUGGGCAUUUAUCACAUCGUGUUUUACUGUGGAAUCUUUUUCAUCAUUCUGAUGAGCCUUGACCGAUACUUGGCCAUAGUUCACGCCGUUUACGCCCUGAAAGCACGGACGCGGUCUUUUGGGCUGAUUGCAGUUGCUGUUGUAUGGGUGGCUGGAUUUCUUGCCUCUUUCCCAGACCUGAUCUAUCUCAAACAACAGCCUGGUGCUGAUAAUAUGGCUCAGUUCUGCUUUGCUGUAUAUCCUGCUUCAGAUGAUCAAAGUGUUUCCAACUCGCACUUUUGGAGAGUCUUCAGCCUUUUUAAAAUGAACUUCUUUGGUCUAUUUGUCCCGGCUAUCGUCAUGGGUUUCUGCUACUCCAAGAUUGUCUGGAGGCUGUUGCACAGCCACUCAUCCAAGAAACAGGCCAUCCGUUUAGUUAUCAUAGUGGUAGCUGUAUUCUUUUGCUGCUGGGUCCCCUAUAAUGUUGCAUCGUUCUUCAAAGCACUGGAGUUACUGCAUGUCUAUACAGCAUGCGAUAGCAGCAAAGCCAUCAGACUGACUUUAGAAGUAACGGAGGCCAUUGCGUACUCCCACAGCUGCCUCAACCCCAUCCUCUAUGUGUUUGUUGGGGAGAAGUUCAGGCGCCACCUGAUAAGGUUGAUAAACAGGGCUCCCUGCAGACUGUGCCAGGUGAUCAAGGUCUUCUUACCCCAGGAUAGAUUAGCCAGGUCGAGCUACUCACAAACCACCAGCCUGGAUGAGAGAUCCUCUGCUGUAUAAAGUGUUAAUAUUCAGGAUGUGAUGCUUAAUGCAUUUGCAUGCUUGCAUAUGAAAUGAGGAUAUUCCCUGUAAAGUAUUAUAUUAUAUUUUUGUAUAGGCUAUUAAGAGACACUUAAGUUACAUUUAAGUCUCAGGAAACAGUAAAAAAAACUGCCCGAUAUUAUAGUCUUAUGAAGUUCUAUAGAGAAUAUAAUUAAAAAAAAUUUGAUACAGUACAUACACAUAUAUUUUUGAAUUUCAAUAUUUUGUUGUGUUUUUACAUAUUUUUUCACACUGUAGCAUACAAAAUAAUAUUUAAUGAAAUUAUACUGUAAAUAUGUAUAUUUUGUCUAUAUAAGACGGACAUUUUUAUUUUAUUUUAAUGGUUUUGAUUUAGUUUAUCCUUUUACUCACAAAGCACCAAUCAACAAGAGUUAGAGAGUCUAACUCGUCCAUUGUUUUUACAUUCCACUGCACAUGAUGGUCACUGUCACUGUCUGUCAAGCUGUUGCAGAGCGAAAAGCUAAGCUUCGAAGCGUGUGUGCACACUAAACCCAACCUGAGGAAACCACAGCCUGAGAGGGGACCAAAGUAACCAAGCUGUCAUUUUCACAGUGGCAGGUGUUUUUUUGUUUUUUUUAUUCUCCAGUUAUACAACAGAAAAGACUGAACAUAUAAAGGGAAGUUACUUCCCAACAUGAAUCUGUUCCGUUAAUUUUAGUUCUUGAUUGCAUUUUUAAAAAAAAAGAAAAAGAAAAAAGAUUUCUUUCAAUACUGUACAGUAGAAAUUUACCCCACUUGGAAAAAGAAUAGCCUGAUAGUAAAUUCAUAUUGUGUAUAAAUGUGUAGCCUUGAGGCCCAAUCACUGUAAUAUUGUCAAAGGUUGUUAUCGUUUAAGCUCAUUUAAAAGCACAUCUGAUAUAGUCGAGUUGCUAUUAUGUGUAAGCAAACCACAUACAUGCAGCAUCCUCCUAACUUCCUGUCUGUAGCUGUUAAUGUCAACAAGACAGAGAUCCUUCAGAGAUAAAUGAGACUAGAUGCAACUGAUUUCACUCACCUAAUAAAACUGACUUCAUCGUAGGUAAAACAUGUGUUUAAAUCCUUAAACCUUAAAUAUCACAGAGCAGACAGGAAAACAGCCAGGGAUAUUAUGUUGAUGUAGUUUCAAUUAAACAGCCUUACACGGGCAGUCAGAAUGGACCAAUGCAAGCAGAUGUUUUUGUAAUGUUGACCCUUCAUGUUAAAUAUUUGUGUAAAUAUUAAUAUAUUUUCAAUAAAUCUUUCUAAUGAAUGUA
Solea solea (common sole) is the source of this 2580-nucleotide messenger RNA. Its product is annotated as C-C chemokine receptor type 5-like. Gene Ontology annotation, cellular component: membrane. The record is from RefSeq and is a predicted model, not a curated record. Lineage: Eukaryota; Metazoa; Chordata; Actinopteri; Pleuronectiformes; Soleidae. Gene Ontology annotation, molecular function: chemokine receptor activity. Gene Ontology annotation, biological process: immune response; chemotaxis; G protein-coupled receptor signaling pathway. Bases 161 to 1306 code for a protein of 381 amino acids. The transcript is spliced from 2 exons.